AUGCUCAAUCGGCGGUCUAACUGGGAUUCUUCCCUACCUCUGCGGAUGCAGGACCCGAGUUCUAAGCGGGCCAGGCCCAGGCGUUCGCCCACCUCUCGUCGAAAAGCUGCCACAGCCAACUUCACGUCCAUCGAUUGCAAUGCCACCGCACGAUUGUGCUACGGUAGUGCCGACGUCCCCUCUAUCUUGCGCACCGCCGCGAAACAAGGCAUAUGGCUGACCUGGCAGCUCGAGGACGCUGUAGGGGCCGAGGGCUGGACAGAUUGGAUCUCGCAGCAGGUCGUCGCUGGUCUCGAGGUAGCCUUGAAGGAAGGUCUCUAG
Messenger RNA from Truncatella angustata, 321 nucleotides. RefSeq lists its product as uncharacterized. The record is from RefSeq and is a predicted model, not a curated record. The coding region runs from base 1 to 321 and encodes 106 amino acids. The transcript has a single exon. Lineage: Eukaryota; Fungi; Ascomycota; Sordariomycetes; Amphisphaeriales; Sporocadaceae.